CGCGGCGCGCGGCGUGCAGUGAGCGUCGAGCCGGAGGAGUGAGCGGUCGCCGUGCAGGCAGGCAGCGUACGUUGCGCUCGAGCCCAUACUGUUGCGCCGCCGGUGUAGCUGCGGUAUAAAGUCGUCGGCGUCGUUGCUGCUGCUGCUGCUGUGGUGGUCGACGUUUGUGAAGUGCAAUAAACCCCCCCGGACCUCCGACCUGGCCGCGGGGUCGUGCGGCAUGGCCAGCUGUAGCAGAGGGCGCGCGAGGUGCAUCGAGAGCGAGCACCACCACCGUCCCGGACGUCCUGGUCGAGCGCGCGAACAGGAGGCGAGGAGGAGUGAGCGAUGACGGCGGACAAGAAGAAGGCCAAAAAGCCCGACAGCAAGUGGCCUCACCUGCGGUACAGCCGGGCCGCGUCGCGCCGGGGACCCGCGGAGCAGGCCGAGCACGGCGCCGACGUCUACCCGGAGGUCCCGCGGCGACCACCGCGCGCGCGGUGCAGGCCGUGCAGGGUGACAUGCGGGCUCCUGGUCGCGCUGCUGGUGGUCCUGCUGCUGACGGGGUCCGUCCUCCUCUGCCUCACGGACUUCUUUGAGACUAUGAUCCGAAAGGGGCUGGUGUUCCAAGAGGGCGGGCCGCUCUUCACGGGCUGGAAGGCUCCGCCGCUCAAGCCGCUGGUGCGCGUCCGGAUAUUCAACUACACCAACACCAACCAGUUCCUGGAGGGGUUCGACGAGAAGCUGCGCGUGCAGGAGCUAGGCCCUUACACCUACAGAGAGACUCUGGAGAGGAUCAACAUCCGCUUCCACGACAACGGCACCAUGUCGUACAACGAGAGGCGCAGCCACGUGUUCGAGCCCGAAGAGGGCAACCCGUCGAGGGAGGACGACGUGGUGGUUGUGCCCAACCUGCCGCUCAUAGGCGCCGUAGCGCAGGCGGCCAAGAUGUCCAUGUGGUCCCAGCUCGGGGUCAACACGUUCCUCAUGAUCAACCCCCCGGGCGAGUUCGAGACGCUGCGCGCCCGCGACUUCCUCUUCGGCUACGACAACUCGGUCUACUCGCUGGCCAAAGGGGCCAAUGCCGUCUUCGGCGGCGGCCCGCUGCCAAAGUUGGGCCUCUUGAGCACGCGCUCGGGGGUGAGCAACGACACCUACACGGUGUGGACGGGUCGCGGGGACGUGUCUCGGCUGGACGUGGUGACGCGCUUCAACGGGCGCGCGCAGCUCUCGGCCUGGGAGAGCGACGACUGCAACCGCAUCGACGGCUCGGAGGGCGCCUUCUUCAACCUGGACGCGCUGCGCGACCGCCGGCCCGUGCACCUGUUCAACGCGGGCAUCUGCCGCCGCCUCGCGCUCGAGUUCAAGGGGGAGACGACCGUCAUGGACGGCAUCCCCGCGCUGCGCUACGGCCCGCCCGACAACUUCUUCCACAACGGGCUCGACAACAGCGACAAUGCGUGCUACCGGCACUCCAGCUUCGACUCGCACCUGCCGUCGGGCGUGUUCAACAACUCGCCGUGCUCCUACGGGUCCCCAACCUUUUUGUCAUUCCCCCAUUUCUACCUGGGUGACCCCUCCCUAAGGGAGGUUGUCGAUGGCAUUGACCCACCAGACCCUGAAAAGCAUGGGAUGUAUUUCACCGUACAUCCGCGAUUGGGUAUGAAUUUGGGAGCAGUUUCACGAAUUCAAAUCAACACUAUGAUACCAAGGGCAUCUGCCAUGUCUCAUUUCAAGCGAUUCACGGAAGGAGUAAUUCUUCCUGUUGCCUGGGUGGAAACGAACGCUGUCCAGUUUCCGGAAGAAACUAAACGAACUGUGUAUCAUGCCACUUUUACUCUGCGUGCCGUGGAGCAAGGAAUGAUGUAUGCCUUCCCUCUUCUUACGGUUGUUUUUGCCCUCAUUUUAGCCUGUAUUGUCAUCCCUUGUGGAGGCAAAUCUAUCAAAGAGCCUCCGAUCCAAGUAAUUAAGCUAGUUUCAAGUGUGUGACAUUACAGCUGUACAUUUGCAGCAGCCUGCAGAGUAUAACAUACAUUAUUGAUCUUCUUUGAUGUUACUAUCAAUGUAUUUAUGUGGCAAACUGCUUAAAUCUAUAAUUUCUGAGAAUGCCUCCGGAUUAUCUCCUAUAAUAGUAAUGGUGCUAUUAUAAACAAAAAUGGGUCCAAAUAAUUUAGAAAUCAGACAUUCUUUCAGAUGAUUGUGUAUAUUUGAUAUUAAUGCUCAUUUAUUUGGUAAAAGUAACCAAAGAAAGUUUUUAAAUAUGUGUUCUAUUUUUUUUAAGCCUCUUCAAAUGGUCUAUUUUGCAUUCCAUAUGAAAGUACUGACUGAGUAUAGGUUUUUAAUCUUAGCUUGGAGAUAAGUAUAAAAGUAUUUAUGAUGUUAAAAAUGCAACAAGAUGAUAUUUGUUGUUUAAAAUUGUUUAUUUUCCCAACGAUCACAUUUUAAGGGACUAAGCAUAGUUAUUACUUAAGCUCUGUUAGUAAAGUAGGUUUCACAACUAUAUUUGGAAUUGUCUUGUACCUUAUCUACAAUAUUGUUUUGAUAUUGUGAUAUAAAGGUUUAAACAUAAUUUAGAAAUUGACCAUGUCCAUAAUGUUAGUGCAUGUUACAUUUACUAUAUAAGUCAUAUGUGAAAUAUCAUUUAGGGUGAGUAAGUUACCAUCUAGAUACUGAAAAGAUGUGUGAUAUUUAAGAAAUCAAAAAUUACAUCUAGUAACUGUAGAAGGUUGUGAACUUUGACAAGUAUGAGAGUAUUUUUAUACUGUCUAGUUUUAAGACAAUUCACCCCUUUGAUCUCCUUUCUUUGAGUACUUUGAGUACAAACAGAAACAAUACAAAAGAAAUUAGGCACAGUGUUAUUUUGCACACGCUUCAAGACUGUGAAUAAUGAAACCUCUUCUGUUAAAUUUUGUAACUCCCUUUGACUGUUACCAUCUGUAUAUGAUCCGCAAACAGAAACAAUACAAAAGAAAUUAGGCACAGUGUUAUUUUGCACACGCUUCAAGACUGUGAAUAAUGAAACCUCUUCUGUUAAAUUUUGUAACUCCCUUUGACUGUUAUCAUCUGUAUAUGAUCCGCUUGCAUAUUCUUGUGCCAUAGAUGACAUUAUUCACUGUGAUAGUAGCGUACUAAUGUAAUUAGAUAAAUAGAAGUGUCAAAAUUUCCAUUCCAUAUCCCGCCCUGAGAGAGAACACAUUUUCAUGGAUAAGCAUAUUUCAUAUUAAUGUGUUGAUAGCUUGUAAUCUCACCCAUGUACCAUAAGUACGGUGCUGCUACAGUGUAGCGCAUUGUUCUAUUGCUGUUUUGAGCUGUCGAUCAACAGCAAACGCUGUCUUUUUGUUACUUGUUUUGUAAAGUUAUAAAGUUGUUCCAAUUAAUUUUUGCUCUUAAUUAAUUGUUGUUGAAAUAUGGGGUAUAGUGGUGUGAUGUUACCCCAUUUUUAAUUACAAUUUAUGUUCCUAAACUUGAGUGCAUUAAAAGUACAAAGUGAA
Messenger RNA from Frankliniella occidentalis (western flower thrips), 3470 nucleotides. RefSeq names its product lysosome membrane protein 2-like. Bases 328 to 1968 code for a protein of 546 amino acids. The record is from RefSeq and is a predicted model, not a curated record. Gene Ontology annotation, molecular function: scavenger receptor activity. Gene Ontology annotation, cellular component: cytoplasm; membrane. NCBI's taxonomy places the organism in Eukaryota, Metazoa, Arthropoda, Insecta, Thysanoptera, Thripidae. The transcript has 10 exons.